AUGUCGAGACAAUCGUUUUAUGGCGGCGGCGCCAUCAACCGCCGCAUUGACAGUAUACAACAUGGCGAACGACGAACUCGCUCGGGCUCGAACGCGAGUGUUCGCAGAGUCGAUGUCCAGUAUGACGAUGCCUUUACAUACUCCCUCCGAGUCGCAUACCUCAACUACCUAUUACAACCAAAGCGAAAGCAGAAACAGUUCGUCCCAGCUCCAAAGCCGCGGCAAAGAGCGUAUACCUCUGUCGCCACGGACUUGGUCAAGGAUCUCCUGCCCCAAGGCUCCACGAGUGUCAAACUUCCGCAUAACUUUCGCAAGUACCUUGAGCGACGCAUGGCUGGUGUCAUGGCGGGUUCCGAGACGGCUCCAGGAUACGGCGAUCCCGAUAUCAAAAGAUCAUUCGCCGAAGCAUACAACAGUUUUGGAAGCCCUGCGAUGCAGAAGCUGAUCGACAAGGACCGAAAGUUGGAGGGUGUUGUCAUGACAUUCUAUAGUGCGGCGACCAAAUCGUGUCGCCCGGGAGCGGGUGCCCCAGCAACAGACGAUUCCUGGAAAUUACUUGUCGACAGACACGUUGCCAUGUUCGUGCGCCUGGUGGGCAAUGUUUUGAGAGACAUGGGUAGCGACCGAGACAAGCCGGAACUCAUGAGUCGGCUCAAAACGCUGGAGAAUAAACUCCUUACCAAUGACCAGAACCUUUUUGUCGAUACUGGCCAGGAUGGCGGCAAAUACAUCGAGGUUGACGUUCCGCUCACACACGAUGUCAAUGACAUGCCAUUAGUACAAGUCGUGGCGAAUUUGUUUGGCAGGUCCCCCGCUGAGGUGCAGGGCAUCAUUGACAGCCAACGACCCAAUUGGACAGAAGACGCCGCGCUGAGAGACCUGAAAUCGUACCAACAACGGCUGAACGCGGGCAUGAAUGGCACUUUGCAGAGUUACGAUUUUGACGUUGACGAGGCAUUUCAGGAAUGGAAACGAGCCGAGGCACCGCAUUUAUCGGCAAUGAUGAAGGAGAUCCUGACGGCAAAACCGCAACUUGUCCGACUCUCAAGUGCCAAUAUCAUGCUCGAAAAGCCACUGCCCGCUAGUCCAACCUCUGGAUAUGGAGAGGAUCAAGCGUUUGCUGAUUUCAGUAGAGCACUGUCUAGUCCCGAUUCAGGAUACAAUCUCGAUCACAGGCUCAGUCUUGGCUCUUUGUCUUUGGAUGACAACAGCAGUAUUCGGAGUGUUGACGACGCCCACUAUACCUUCAUACCAAUGGACCCUCGUGAAUACUUCAAAACCAUUGCCAAGCAUGCUAUGGAUUACGAUACUGCUCGUGGCGGCGAUGAGGAACAGUCAGGUCCAUUUUCCAAGCAAACCAUGGACUUGCUCACUGAAUUAUCUGUUCGCUGGCGCAUACCGCAAUUCACACGACUGGUGGUGUUUAUGGAGCUGGCCGCAGCCAAGUACACUGAUACCACGCAGGAGACCCGACCCUCGCCUAUCGAAGUAGACCAAGCUUUCAACUUUGUCAAAGCGCCCCCGCUGGAACUGAAGAAACCACCACACAUAUAUCUGUACAACGAAAGCCUUGCCACGAUCGACAGAAGUAGAUGGACGAUCCGCGACUUCGCGGCGUAUCAGCACACGUUGACCACGUUACAUGAUGCACUUCUGAGAGAUUUGUUUACCACCUUGAUGGCCUGCUAUGAGCCAAAGCCUCCUUCGGUUGGGCCAAUGCUUCUCGUUCUGGAGGAGCACGUCUAUUCUGAUCCUAGUUUCGCUCGCAAACCAGAAGAGGAGCAGGCCUUUACAGAGGAGUUGAAACAAGGCCUCAAGGAGCAGGCUGCCAAUGUUUAUCGAGUCUACUUGGACAAGGAAAUACCUGAAAGGCAAGAGGAUUGGGACUUCAAUCAUGUCGUACAACUAGGCAAAUCGGUGGUAAAGCUUUGUGAGAGGAUCAAGAAGCGAUACAAGUCAAACCCGGAGAUUAUGGGCGCCAAUCCUCUGACAAUCUUGGUUGAGACAAUGUUCCCGAACUUCGAGAAUGAUGCCUGCCAAUUGAUACAGUCUAUAAUCGCCAAUGCCUCACAACAGGGCUUGGAAUUCGGCUCUGAGGAUGGUUUUGCGCUGUACAAGGAGCUGGUGGCGAUCAGGGAGAUACAUCAAAAUUCCCUACUGAGCAAACCAUUCGCAUUUGAUAUCGAGGAAUUACUGGUGGAUUUUGUUUGGAAGUGGAUCGCCAACGCAGAGGUUUUCACUGCCGGUAUCGUGGAUAAUGCAAUCAAGCAGGACGAGUUUCAAGUCCGCACAGGACACGAUGGCCAAAUCGAGGACACGGAUCGUCACAGUCACUCUAUCAUUGACCUUUUCAAGAGCUUCAACCAAACUGCAGACCAGAUCUUCCAACUGGAGUGGGACAAUGACGUUCACCAUGCCAGGUUCAUGACGGCCCUAGCGAGAAUAUUUGCGAAUGGUCUAGAAAGAUACUGCGAGACGGUUGACAAGAAGUUCAAUGCGGAGAUGGACGCGCCUCGUGCUAACGAACAAGAAGCUUUGGCCGCCGCGCAAACGACUCAGGGAAAAUUCAUGAAGUACGCCAAGGAUGCGUGGAACAACAAGGAAAAGAUUGAGCCAUUCCAGUUUUACUCCGAGUCACUUGUCAAGCUCAACAACAUUGAGUAUGCCAUGCAAGAAUUAGACAAGCUCGAGAAGCUCAUCAACGUCGAUGCGUGUGCUGCCGUGCUUGAGAAAGCAGAGGGACCAAAGAAAGCCGUCAAGCGACCUUCCAAAUAUGUAUUCACUGUCAAGAUUGUUGAGGCAGAGGAUCUCAAAGCCUGUGACCCCAAUGGGACAAGUGAUCCAUACGUUGUGCUAGGUGAUGAGUACCAGAAACGUCUUGCCAAGACGAGGACCAUCAUGAGGAAUCUCAAUCCCAAAUGGGACGAGUCUGUUGAUAUCAACGUCACUGGUCCAUUGAAUCUCGUGGCAACAAUCUGGGAUUACGACAUGUUUGGUGAGCAUGACUUUGUCGGCAGAACAACCUUGAAGCUUGACCCUCAGGGUUUCCGCGACUACCUACCGCAAGAGAUAUGGCUCGAUCUCGAUACACAGGGACGUCUACUUGUGCGAGUAAGCAUGGAAGGUGAACGUGACGACAUUCAGUUCUACUUUGGCAAGGCCUUCAGGCACCUCAAGCGAACAGAGCGGGACAUGGUGCGCAAGAUUACUGACAAGCUUACCACGCAUAUCAACGCGACAUUGUCUCAUGACACUCUGAAGAAUCUGCUAGGUCGAAAUCUGCUACAGUCUGCCUCGAGUCUGUGGAAGAGACAGUCCAGGGUGCCAAUGAUUACGGCUGCUGAUAUCGAGAAUGCUCUUCAGGGACUGUUCACGUACUUCAACGAGAACUUUGCCAUAAUGAAGGGCACGCUCACCGAUGCUACAAUGGUUGCUGUGAUGACCCGGCUUUGGAAAGAAGUUCUCAUGGCUAUCGAGUCUCUGCUCGUCCCGCCCUUGUCCGAGAAGCCUUCUAAUCAAAGGCCGCUCACCGAACGCGAAGCUGAAGUCGUCUACAAGUGGCUCGAACUUCUGUUCGAGUUCUUCCACGCCCGGGAUUCUGAAAGUGGCGAAGUACUAGGAGUUCCAGCAGAGGCGCUCAAGUCGCCUAAGUAUCACGAGCUCGCCUCGCUAAACUUCUUCUAUUUUGAAUCCACGGACCACCUCAUCCACACAUCGGAACGUAUGGCUGCCGCCACCGCUCAACGCGCUCAGCAGGCCAUGCAGCAACAACUUGCUGCCAAUCCAAACCGACUGGGUGCGCCGGCAGCAUUUGGAGGCUACGGCGGAUCUGCCGGCCCGGCAUUUGCUUCCAUGGGUACAAUCAGGCGAGGCAAGAGUAUCAUGAUGAGCCGCAACCUGGGCACUAUGCGAAGGAUGAAGGAGGAGAAACGAAAGGAAGCACAAGCUGAUCCCAGCGACGAUAUGAUUUUGCGAAUCUUGCGAAUGCGACCCGAGGCAGCCAACUACCUGAAGGAGCGAAAUCGACAGAAGGGACGCCAGGCUGCGGCGCAAGCUGCUGCACUAAUAGUGAAGCAGAGCAUCAACCAAGGCUGGGCUUCUGGCGGGAACUUUGGAAGAGGUGGGGUUCCCAGGAGAUGA
Molecule: messenger RNA, 4140 nt
Organism: Pestalotiopsis fici W106-1
Lineage: Eukaryota; Fungi; Ascomycota; Sordariomycetes; Amphisphaeriales; Sporocadaceae
Exons: 3
Coding region: 1-4140 (1379 amino acids)
Source: RefSeq, a predicted model, not a curated record